GUGAUAGUCUUCAAACAUGGGAAUGUAAAGGGAGAGAAACAGUUCAGGAGAACGGAGAGUGAACAGUACAGUGUAAGAGAGAGAGAGUGUGUGAGUGUGUGUGUGUGUGUGUGUGUGAGAGAGAGAGUGUGUGUCAGAGUGUGAAUGAGUGUGUGUGUGUGCGCAUGUGUGUGUUUGUGAGUGUGUGUGUGUGUGUGUGUCUGAAGAUGAGAUCACUGUUGCAUCAGUACUUCCUGGUGGCAGCCAUGUUGACUCUGUUUCUAUUCCUCACCUCAUUGUGGCUGCCUCAAGGAACAGUACAGGAUUGUGAAUCAUCGUGGCUCCCGUGUCUCAGUGAUCCAAACCACAUGGUACAUCCGGUAGUGGUUGCAGAAAGUGAUGUUGGGACCCACACUGAUAACAUCACUAUUAGGAGCGACAGCAUUAACCCUAAACCUGUCAUCAUAUCUGAUUGUCCUGGGCAGCAUUUCCAGGUGUCUCAACUCCUGUUGUAUUUAAACUCCGCCCUCAGCCCUACCUCGGAUGUGCUCUUGGAUCCUUACCUGCUCUGCUGGGAAGAGCUAAUUAAGUUUAUGGAGGCUCUCGGUCCUCUGGUUAGUUUUUUCACCUACAAAGUUCAGGAGAAGAUCACUCUAAUUCGCCAGCUGGCUGAGGAGGAUUCUGGGAAACACAGAUUACUGACUCCGCCCCCCACCAACUCCCCACUUCUAACCCACAAUCCCCUCAGCCACACCUACCAUUCUGUGUGCUCCAUGUUGGAUACAGAGCUUCAGUUGGGUGUGGUCAGCUUCGACAGACAAACGCCAUCGGGAAGUCGUACUUUGCUUCGCCUCCAUCGAUCGCUGCUGUGGUUGCAGCUGUUGCUGAUGAAAUUGUGGCUGGAGCCUGGGCACGUGAGGCGAAGCCUGGGUGAGGUGUGUGAAGAAGCAUACAGUGAGGCGUUAGCACCACAUCACCCAUGGCUGCUACAGAGGGUGGCACGACUCGCCUUUAAGGCCAUGCCUGAACACACUGUACUGCUCAGGAUGGUGUGUGUGAACACACACGAGGAGGCAGAACCAAUCAUUCGCACCAUUGUCACUGCGAUCAGUGAGGUGCGCCGUAGAACCCACAAUGAGCUGGAGAAAAGAAACAUGCUGGACUUACCUUAAAGGAACACGUGUCUAAAGACGGCAGGUAGCCAUCAGUGUGAAAUGUGAAUGAUGCUAAAUUUAUUAAUUUCUGAUAUUCAGUUGUUGAUCAAAGUAUUUUUUUCCUAAGUGACCAUUAUACAGGUGCAUAUCAAAAAAUAAGAAAAUCGUGGAAAAGUCUUUUUUUUUCUUUCAUAAAGUGAAAUAUUUCAAGCCUUUUUUUGUUUUAAUUUUCAUGAUUGCGGCUUACAGCUCAUGGAACACUCAACACUACAGUAUCUCAAAAUAUGAGAAUAUAGAGUUUAUAAUAUAGAAAUGUUGACCUGAGAAGAUUCUAAUCAGAUAAUUAACUCAAAACACCUUCAAAGGUUUCCUGAGCCUUAAAUCUCUCAGUCUGGUUCAGUACACAACUACAAUCACGGGGAAGAUGAAAGUAAAUGUUGCAUUUCAUUUGGAAAUCAAGGUCCCAGAGUCUGGAGGAAGAGUGGAGAGGCACAGAAUCCAAGCUGCUUGAAGUCCAGUGUGAAGUUUCCACAGUCAGUGAUGAUUUGGGGUGCCAUGUCAUCUGCUGGUGUUGGUCCACUGUGUUUUCUCAAGUUGAGACUCAAUGCAGCAUCUACCAGGAGAUCUUAGAGCACUUCAUGCUUCCAUCUGCUGACAAGCUUUAUGGAGAUGCUGAUUUCCUUUUCCUGCAGGACAUGGCACCUGUCCACAGUGCCAAAACUACUAGUAACUGGUUUCUGAACAUGGUAUUACUGUGUUUGAUUGGACAGCCUGACCUGAACCCCAUAGAGAAUCUAUGAGAGACAGCAGACCAAACAAUACAGACCAGUCGGAGGACGCUAUCAAAAUAACCUGGGCUUCCAGAACACUUCAGCAGUGCCACAGGCUGAUUGCCUCCAUGCCACGCCACAUUGAUGCAGUAAUUCCUGCAAAAGGAUUAAAGCCCCGACUGCGUAUCAGGCGCAUAAAUUAACACACUUUUCACAAGGUCGAAAUUACUGUAUUAUAAACUCUUUAUUCUUAUAUUUUGAGAUACUGGAUUUUUGAUUUCCGUGAGCUGUAAGCCAUAAUCAUUGAGAUUAAAACAAAAGAAGGCAUGAAAUAUUUCACUUCAUGUGUAACGAAUCCAGAAUAUAUGAAAGUUUUUUAAUUAAAUUACAGAAAAAACGAACUUUUCCACGAUAGAUUUUCUUUAUAUUUCCUCCAGGUGGUGCCCCAAUAUCCCACUGGGGAUGAUGUUUCCUUUUCAACAAAGGACCAAUGAACCAAGGAACAUGGGGAAUAUUAACCAAGCUAACAAAGAACACAUUUAGUCCUAAUCUCUCAAAUAGUUAGCAUGAUAACGUUCAUCUAAAAAUCGUUCAGUCCGAAUUUUUAUUAUAUUGGAAGUUAUUUUAAAUAAAGGUGGACAAUUUUUAAAAAUCAUUUUACUUAUAUGGACUUAAACUAGGAACGUCUAAUCAUGUGCUCAUCUUGCUCUUGACUGUCCUCAACUACAGUGCGAACUUUGGGGGAAAACUGAGAAAGUCAAUAGUUUCACCUAAAAAACACAAAGGCUAACUCUAACUCUGAAUGAAAAUGGGACUUUCUCUGGUCUUCAUAUUCACGCCAUUAGUUAUUGAGAUUGAGACGUAGACAGACAUGUAGGUUUUAAAUUCCUAUCACACUCCAAAGCUCAGAUCUAAGACUGUGGUCUUAAAUGAAAUGCAAGUAAGAGCUUUAUUGGACUUCUCUGCACAUGACAGCAAAGAGCUUUGAGUUUUUACUAAACAUGUCACAUCUGCAGCUUUAUAACAUCAUCCUCAUCUUCAUCUUCAUCAUCACUCACAUGCUGUAUUACUGACUGGAAAUAAAUGCAAAAUUGUCAUAAGCACCUGUGAGUGGUGCUCAUCUCCAACCUCCAACACAUAACCUUCUAACAACCUUGUGUGUGUGUGUGUGUGUGUGUGUGUGUGUGUGUGUGUGUGUGUGUGUAUACAAUAGAAAACUUUUUGAAAAAAGCUAUUUUUUCAAACACAAAUUUAUUUCAUACAUUUCAUGUUUCAUUAUAAUAUUAAUUUAUACACUGUUUCAGCUUAGACAAUAAAUAAAUAAAUAAAUAAAUAAAUAAAUAAACAAGCAAACAAAUGUCAGAUUUGUGGAUCACCAGCAGGAACAGCAGGGACUUUACACAAGCACAUUCUUACAAUGACCAACAGUUCAGUCGCACACACACACACACACACACACACACACACACACACACACACACACACACACACACACACAAAAUUUCGAGAUUGCAUGAAAGAUGGAAAAUGUGAGCAGUGAGUUGUGUGUAUUAGCUCAACAACAACUUAAAAACAAACAAACAAAUAAAUAAGUUAGCAUACAGCACUCAUGAUAUAAAGGUCAAAUGUAGAAAAAAAAGUAGACGAGAAACAGACUUUGGUGACACAAACAGACCACCUGCAGCUUCACCUGCUAAUAUUGCUAUGCUAACAGUGCUAAAUAAGUACGUACAGUAAGGACAAAAUUCUAAAUGCUGUAAAUGCAAAUGUAGUAAGUUCUAUUGUAACUAAGCUUAUGCUAAUAAAUGUUACAUGCUAA
Messenger RNA from Ictalurus punctatus (channel catfish), 3722 nucleotides. It is a transcript of the gene gltpd2a, whose product is annotated as glycolipid transfer protein domain containing 2a. Lineage: Eukaryota; Metazoa; Chordata; Actinopteri; Siluriformes; Ictaluridae. Bases 165 to 1151 code for a protein of 328 amino acids. The record is from RefSeq and is a predicted model, not a curated record. Gene Ontology annotation, molecular function: ceramide 1-phosphate transfer activity; ceramide 1-phosphate binding. Gene Ontology annotation, cellular component: cytoplasm; membrane; cytosol. Gene Ontology annotation, biological process: intermembrane lipid transfer; ceramide transport. The transcript is spliced from 4 exons.